AUGGAAAAACGUGCAAUAAUUCUUUUAUUGGUUGCUGUCUUUGCCAUAUGGAGUGAAGCAAAAGAGCAACGUGACGUCGACGAAUUGAGGAUUAGAAGUGCAAGGCAAUUGGAGGAACGUGAAGAUGGAAUGUUGCGAGAAGAUGUAAGGAUUCGAACGGAAAAAGUCCCAAUAAGAGAGGAAAGAAAGCUUACAGUGCGACAUCGUGAGGAGAUGGAAAGGAUGGAUUACGGCGACGACUUGCGCAUUCGUUCAAGGGACAAUGAGAGGAAUACGAGACGAUUCAGAGAAGAUUUUAGAGAUGAAGAGAGACGUGAACGUGAUUUAACACGCCGAGAGGAGACUCGAGAUGCUCGACGAGAAGAAAGUCGUGAACGUGAUUUAACACGCCGAGAGGAUACUCGAGAUGCUCGACGAGAAGAAAGUCGUGAACGUGAUUUAGCAAGACGUGAAGAGACUCGAGAUGCUCGACGAGAAGAAAGUCGUGAACGUGAACCGGCAAGACGUGAAGAAACUCGAGAUGCUCGACGAGAAGAAAGUCGUGAACGUGAAGAGACUCGAGAUGCUCGACGAGAAGAAAGUCGUGAACGUGAUUCGGCAAGACGUGAAGAGACUCGAGAUGCUCGACGAGAAGAAAGUCGUGAACGUGACUCAGCAAGACGUGAAGAUGCUCGACGAGAAGAAAGUCGUGAACGUGAUUCAGCAAGACGUGAAGAGACUCGAGAUGCUCGACGAGAAGAAAAUCGUGAACGUGAAGAGACUCGAGAUGCUCGACGAGAAGAAAAUCGUGAACGUGAUUCAGCAAGACGUGAAGAGACUCGAGAUGCUCGACGAGAAGAAAGUCGUGAACGUGAUUCAGCAAGACGUGAAGAGACUCGAGAUGCUCGACGAGAAGAAAGUCGUGAACGUGAAGAGACUCGAGAUGCUCGACGAGAAGAAAAUCGUGAACGUGAAGAGACUCGAGAUGCUCGACGAGAAGAAAGUCGUGAACGUGAUUCGGCAAGACGUGAAGAGACUCGAGAUGCUCGACGAGAAGAAAGUCGUGAACGUGAUUCGGCAAGACGUGAAGAGACUCGAGAUGCUCGACGAGAAGAAAAUCGUGAACGUGAAGAGACUCGAGAUGCUCGACGAGAAGAAAAUCGUGAACGUGAAGAGACUCGAGAUGCUCGACGAGAAGAAAAUCGUGAACGUGAUUUAACACGCCGAGAGGAUACUCGAGAUGCUCGACGAGAAGAAAAUCGUGAACGUGAUUUAACACGCCGAGAGGAUACUCGAGAUGCUCGACGAAAAGAAAGUCGUGAACGUGAUUUAGCAAGACGUGAAGAGACUCGAGAUGCUCGACGAGAAGAAAGUCGUGAACGUGAUUCGGCAAGACGUGAAGAGUCCCGUGAUCGAUCCGAUAUUCGUCGAGAACUUUCUUUCACGCGAAACAUUGAUAGCAAUAUACCCGCAAAGAAGGACAAUAAUGGAAUUCCCUACCUGUACGAAACUAUUUUGGUUGUUGCAUUACUUUCCAAAGCAUUUUACGAUAUGGAUCUAAAAACCAAAGCAAAAUUAAUGCAACCCAUCCAACAAUUGCAAAAACAAAUAUUUGCUUAAAAAAUAUAAAGAAAAAUAUAAAAAAUAAUCAAAAAAUAUAAAAUAACCAAAUCUUUAAUGAACCUUGCAUUAAAAUCAAACAAAAAAUGCUUUCAACAUUUUAACCAGCAAAAACGUAUU
Molecule: messenger RNA, 1719 nt
Organism: Culicoides brevitarsis
Lineage: Eukaryota; Metazoa; Arthropoda; Insecta; Diptera; Ceratopogonidae
Product: zinc finger CCCH domain-containing protein 13-like
Exons: 2
Coding region: 1-1599 (532 amino acids)
Source: RefSeq, a predicted model, not a curated record